AUGAUUGCACGGCGUGUGUUAGGGGAGGAGAAGGGCUGCGACGUGUGUGGGUUGACGAGGGAUAGGAGGGCGUGGGCGAGCUGUGGGAGAAAAGGGGGUGAUUUGAGAGAAGGGAGAGAAGUUGGGAGGUGGGGAGGACAGGUGGCAGGAGAUGAUUGCACGGCGCAUGUUAGGGGAGGAGAAGGGCUGGGAUGUGCGUGGGUUGACGAGGGACAGAAGGGCGUGGGGGCUGGGAUGUGCGUGGGGUUGUACGUGCAUGGGUUGUACGUGCAUGGGUUGUACGUGCAUGGGUCGUACGUGCAUGGGUUGUACGUGCCUGGGUUGUACGUGCAUGGGUUGUACGUGCAUGGGUUGUACGUGCAUGGGUUGUACGUGCAUGGGUUGUACGUGCAUGGGUUGUACGUGCAUGGGUUGUACGUGCAUGGGUUGUACGUGCAUGGGUUGUACGUGCCUGGGUUGUACGUGCAUGGGUUGUACGUGCAUGGGUUGUACGUGCAUGGGUUGUACGUGCAUGGGUUGUACGUGCAUGGGUUGUACGUGCAUGGGUUGUACGUGCAUGGGUUGUACGUGCAUGGGUUGUACGUGCAUGGGUUGUACGUGCAUGGGUUGUACGUGCAUGGGUUGUACGUGCAUGGGUUGUACGUGCAUGGGUCGUACGUGCAUGGGUCGUACGUGCAUGGGUCGUACGUGCAUGGGUCGUACGUGCAUGGGUUGUACGUGCAUGGGUUGUACGUGCAUGGGUUGUACGUGCAUGGGUUGUACGUGCAUGGGUUGUACGUGCAUGGGUUGUACGUGCAUGGGUUGUACGUGCAUGGGUUGUACGUGCAUGGGUUGUACGUGCAUGGGUCGUACGUGCAUGGGUCGUACGUGCAUGGGUCGUACGUGCAUGGGUUGUACGUGCAUGGGUUGUACGUGCAUGGGUUGUACGUGCAUGGGUUGUACGUGCAUGGGUUGUACGUGCAUGGGUUGUACGUGCAUGGGUUGUACGUGCAUGGGUUGUACGUGCAUGGGUUGUACGUGCAUGGGUUGUACGUGCAUGGGUUGUACGUGCAUGGGUUGUACGUGCAUGGGUUGUACGUGCAUGGGUUGUACGUGCAUGGGUUGUACGUGCAUGGGUUGUACGUGCAUGGGUUGUACGUGCAUGGGUUGUACGUGCAUGGGUUGUACGUGCAUGGGUUGUACGUGCAUGGGUUGUACGUGCAUGGGUUGUACGUGCAUGGGUUGUACGUGCAUGGGUUGUACGUGCAUGGGUUGUACGUGCAUGGGUUGUACGUGCAUGGGUUGUACGUGCAUGGGUUGUACGUGCAUAGGUUGUACGUGCAUAGGUUGUACGUGCAUGGGUUGUACGUGCAUGGGUUGUACGUGCAUGGGUUGUACGUGCAUGGGUUGUACGUGCAUGGGUUGUACGUGCAUGGGUUGUACGUGCAUGGGUUGUACGUGCAUGGGUUGUACGUGCAUGGGUUGUACGUGCAUGGGUUGUACGUGCAUGGGUUGUACGUGCAUGGGUUGUACGUGCAUGGGUUGUACGUGCAUGGGUUGUACGUGCAUGGGUUGUACGUGCAUGGGUUGUACGUGCAUGGGUUGUACGUGCAUGGGUUGUACGUGCAUGGGUUGUACGUGCAUGGGUUGUACGUGCAUGGGUUGUACGUGCAUGGGUUGUACGUGCAUGGGUUGUACGUGCAUGGGUUGUACGUGCAUGGGUUGUACGUGCAUGGGUUGUACGUGCAUGGGUUGUACGUGCAUGGGUUGUACGUGCAUGGGUUGUACGUGCAUGGGUUGUACGUGCAUGGGUUGUACGUGCAUGGGUCGUACGUGCAUGGGUUGUACGUGCAUGGGUUGACCAGUGAUGAUAGGAGGCAUGGGAAUGCUGAGGGCGGCCAAUCUCACCUGCCAAUCUCACCUGCCAAUCUCACCUGCCAAUCUCACCUGCCAAUCUCACCUGCCAAUCUCACCUGCCAAUCUCACCUGCCAAUCUCACCAGCCAAUCUCACCAGCCAAUCUCACCUGCCAAUCUCACCAGCCAAUCUCACCAGCCAAUCUCACCUGUCAAUCUCACCUGCCAAUCUCACCUGCCAAUCUCACCUGCCAAUCUCACCUGCCAAUCUCACCUGCCAAUCUCACCUGCCAAUCUCACCUGCCAAUCUCACCUGCCAAUCUCACCAGCCAAUCUCACCUGCCAAUCUCACCUGCCAAUCUCACCUGCCAAUCUCACCUGCCAAUCUCACCUGCCAAUCUCACCUGCCAAUCUCACCUGCCAAUCUCACCAGCCGAUCUCACCUGCCAAUCUCACCUGCCAAUCUCACCUGCCAAUCUCACCUGCCAAUCUCACCUGCCAAUCUCACCUGCCAAUCUCACCUGCCAAUCUCACCUGCCAAUCUCACCUGCCAAUCUCACCAGCCAAUCUCACCUGCCAAUCUCACCUGCCAAUCUCACCUGCCAAUCUCACCAGCCAAUCUCACCUGCCAAUCUCACCUGCCAAUCUCACCUGCCAAUCUCACCUGCCAAUCUCACCUGCCAAUCUCACCUGCCAAUCUCACCUGCCAAUCUCACCUGCCAAUCUCACCUGCCAAUCUCACCAGCCAAUCUCACCUGCCAAUCUCACCUGCCAAUCUCACCAGCCAAUCUCACCUGCCAAUCUCACCUGCCAAUCUCACCUGCCAAUCUCACCUGCCAAUCUCACCUGCCAAUCUCACCUGCCAAUCUCACCAGCCAAUCUCACCUGCCAAUCUCACCUGCCAAUCUCACCUGCCAAUCUCACCAGCCAAUCUCACCUGCCAAUCUCACCUGCCAAUCUCACCUGCCAAUCUCACCUGCCAAUCUCACCUGCCAAUCUCACCUGCCAAUCUCACCUGCCAAUCUCACCUGCCAAUCUCACCUGCCAGUCACUGCAGCCAGCAGCAAGUGAUGCGAGGAGCAUGUUUUAGGUGCCUAAAAAAUCGUGAUAUCUGGUGCCAAGCCAAUCUCACCUGCCAAUCUCACCUGCCAAUCUCACCUGCCAAUCUCACCAGCCAAUCUCACCAGCCAAUCUCACCUGUCAAUCUCACCUGCCAAUCUCACCUGUCAAUCUCACCUGCCAAUCUCACCUGCCAAUCUCACCUGCCAAUCUCACCAGCCAAUCUCACCUGCCAAUCUCACCAGCCAAUCUCACCUGCCAAUCUCACCUGCCAAUCUCACCUGCCAAUCUCACCUGCCAAUCUCACCUGCCAAUCUCACCUGCCAAUCUCACCUGCCAAUCUCACCAGCCAAUCUCACCUGCCAAUCUCACCUGCCAAUCUCACCUGCCAAUCUCACCUGCCAAUCUCACCUGCCAAUCUCACCUGCCAAUCUCACCUGCCAAUCUCACCUGCCAAUCUCACCUGCCAAUCUCACCUGUCAAUCUCACCAGCCAAUCUCACCUGCCAAUCUCACCUGCCAAUCUCACCAGCCGAUCUCACCUGCCAAUCUCACCUGCCAAUCUCACCUGCCAAUCUCACCUGCCAAUCUCACCUGCCAAUCUCACCUGCCAAUCUCACCUGCCAAUCUCACCUGCCAAUCUCACCUGCCAAUCUCACCAGCCAAUCUCACCUGCCAAUCUCACCUGCCAAUCUCACCUGCCAAUCUCACCAGCCAAUCUCACCUGCCAAUCUCACCUGCCAAUCUCACCUGCCAAUCUCACCUGCCAAUCUCACCUGCCAAUCUCACCUGCCAAUCUCACCUGCCAAUCUCACCUGCCAAUCUCACCUGCCAAUCUCACCUGCCAAUCUCACCUGCCAAUCUCACCUGCCAAUCUCACCUGCCAAUCUCACCUGCCAAUCUCACCAGCCAAUCUCACCUGCCAAUCUCACCUGCCAAUCUCACCUGCCAAUCUCACCAGCCAAUCUCACCUGCCAAUCUCACCUGCCAAUCUCACCUGCCAAUCUCACCUGCCAAUCUCACCUGCCAAUCUCACCUGCCAAUCUCACCAGCCAAUCUCACCUGCCAAUCUCACCUGCCAAUCUCACCUGCCAAUCUCACCAGCCAAUCUCACCUGCCAAUCUCACCUGCCAAUCUCACCUGCCAAUCUCACCUGCCAAUCUCACCUGCCAAUCUCACCUGCCAAUCUCACCUGCCACCUGCCAGUCACUGCAGCCAGCAGCAAGUGAUGCGAGGAGCAUCCAAUCUCACCUGCCAAUCUCACCAGCCAAUCUCACCUGCCAAUCUCACCUGCCAAUCUCACCUGCCAAUCUCACCUGCCAAUCUCACCUGCCAAUCUCACCUGCCAAUCUCACCUGCCAAUCUCACCAGCCAAUCUCACCUGCCAAUCUCACCUGCCAAUCUCACCUGCCAAUCUCACCUGCCAAUCUCACCUGCCAAUCUCACCUGCCAAUCUCACCUGCCAAUCUCACCUGCCAAUCUCACCUGUCAAUCUCACCAGCCAAUCUCACCUGCCAAUCUCACCUGCCAAUCUCACCUGCCAAUCUCACCUGCCAAUCUCACCUGCCAAUCUCACCUGCCAAUCUCACCUGCCAAUCUCACCUGCCAAUCUCACCUGCCAAUCUCACCUGCCAAUCUCACCUGCCAAUCUCACCUGCCAAUCUCACCAGCCAAUCUCACCAGCCAAUCUCACCUGUCAAUCUCACCUGCCAAUCUCACCUGUCAAUCUCACCUGCCAAUCUCACCUGCCAAUCUCACCUGCCAAUCUCACCAGCCAAUCUCACCUGCCAAUCUCACCUGCCAAUCUCACCUGCCAAUCUCACCUGCCAAUCUCACCUGCCAAUCUCACCUGCCAAUCUCACCUGCCAAUCUCACCAGCCAAUCUCACCUGCCAAUCUCACCUGCCAAUCUCACCUGCCAAUCUCACCUGCCAAUCUCACCUGCCAAUCUCACCUGCCAAUCUCACCUGCCAAUCUCACCUGCCAAUCUCACCUGCCAAUCUCACCUGCCAAUCUCACCUGCCAAUCUCACCUGCCAAUCUCACCAGCCAAUCUCACCUGCCAAUCUCACCUGCCAAUCUCACCAGCCGAUCUCACCUGCCAAUCUCACCUGCCAAUCUCACCUGCCAAUCUCACCUGCCAAUCUCACCUGCCAAUCUCACCUGCCAAUCUCACCUGCCAAUCUCACCUGCCAAUCUCACCUGCCAAUCUCACCUGCCAAUCUCACCAGCCAAUCUCACCUGCCAAUCUCACCUGCCAAUCUCACCUGCCAAUCUCACCAGCCAAUCUCACCUGCCAAUCUCACCUGCCAAUCUCACCUGCCAAUCUCACCUGCCAAUCUCACCUGCCAAUCUCACCUGCCAAUCUCACCUGCCAAUCUCACCUGCCAAUCUCACCUGCCAAUCUCACCUGCCAAUCUCACCUGCCAAUCUCACCUGCCAAUCUCACCUGCCAAUCUCACCUGCCAAUCUCACCAGCCAAUCUCACCUGCCAAUCUCACCUGCCAAUCUCACCUGCCAAUCUCACCAGCCAAUCUCACCUGCCAAUCUCACCUGCCAAUCUCACCUGCCAAUCUCACCUGCCAAUCUCACCUGCCAAUCUCACCUGCCAAUCUCACCAGCCAAUCUCACCUGCCAAUCUCACCUGCCAAUCUCACCUGCCAAUCUCACCAGCCAAUCUCACCUGCCAAUCUCACCUGCCAAUCUCACCUGCCAAUCUCACCUGCCAAUCUCACCUGCCAAUCUCACCUGCCAAUCUCACCUGCCAAUCUCACCUGCCAAUCUCACCUGCCAGUCACUGCAGCCAGCAGCAAGUGAUGCGAGGAGCAUGUUUUAGCCAAUCUCACCUGCCAAUCUCACCAGCCAAUCUCACCUGCCAAUCUCACCUGCCAAUCUCACCUGCCAAUCUCACCUGCCAAUCUCACCUGCCAAUCUCACCUGCCAAUCUCACCUGCCAAUCUCACCAGCCAAUCUCACCUGCCAAUCUCACCUGCCAAUCUCACCUGCCAAUCUCACCUGCCAAUCUCACCUGCCAAUCUCACCUGCCAAUCUCACCUGCCAAUCUCACCUGCCAAUCUCACCUGCCAAUCUCACCUGUCAAUCUCACCAGCCAAUCUCACCUGCCAAUCUCACCUGCCAAUCUCACCUGCCAAUCUCACCUGCCAAUCUCACCUGCCAAUCUCACCUGCCAAUCUCACCUGCCAAUCUCACCUGCCAAUCUCACCUGCCAAUCUCACCUGCCAAUCUCACCUGCCAAUCUCACCUGCCAAUCUCACCUGCCAAUCUCACCAGCCAAUCUCACCUGCCAAUCUCACCUGCCAAUCUCACCUGCCAAUCUCACCUGCCAAUCUCACCUGCCAAUCUCACCUGCCAAUCUCACCUGCCAAUCUCACCUGCCAAUCUCACCAGCCAAUCUCACCUGCCAAUCUCACCUGCCAAUCUCACCUGCCAAUCUCACCAGCCAAUCUCACCUGCCAAUCUCACCUGCCAAUCUCACCUGCCAAUCUCACCUGCCAAUCUCACCUGCCAAUCUCACCUGCCAAUCUCACCAGCCAAUCUCACCUGCCAAUCUCACCUGCCAAUCUCACCUGCCAAUCUCACCAGCCAAUCUCACCUGCCAAUCUCACCUGCCAAUCUCACCUGCCAAUCUCACCUGCCAAUCUCACCUGCCAAUCUCACCUGCCAAUCUCACCUGCCAAUCUCACCUGCCAAUCUCACCUGCCAGUCACUGCAGCCAGCAGCAAGUGAUGCGAGGAGCAUGUUUUAGGUGCCUAAAAAAUCGUGAUAUCUGGUGCCAAGCCAAUCUCACCUGCCAAUCUCACCUGCCAAUCUCACCUGCCAAUCUCACCAGCCAAUCUCACCAGCCAAUCUCACCUGUCAAUCUCACCUGCCAAUCUCACCUGUCAAUCUCACCUGCCAAUCUCACCUGCCAAUCUCACCUGCCAAUCUCACCAGCCAAUCUCACCUGCCAAUCUCACCAGCCAAUCUCACCUGCCAAUCUCACCUGCCAAUCUCACCUGCCAAUCUCACCUGCCAAUCUCACCUGCCAAUCUCACCUGCCAAUCUCACCUGCCAAUCUCACCAGCCAAUCUCACCUGCCAAUCUCACCUGCCAAUCUCACCUGCCAAUCUCACCUGCCAAUCUCACCUGCCAAUCUCACCUGCCAAUCUCACCUGCCAAUCUCACCUGCCAAUCUCACCUGCCAAUCUCACCUGUCAAUCUCACCAGCCAAUCUCACCUGCCAAUCUCACCUGCCAAUCUCACCAGCCGAUCUCACCUGCCAAUCUCACCUGCCAAUCUCACCUGCCAAUCUCACCUGCCAAUCUCACCUGCCAAUCUCACCUGCCAAUCUCACCUGCCAAUCUCACCUGCCAAUCUCACCUGCCAAUCUCACCUGCCAAUCUCACCAGCCAAUCUCACCUGCCAAUCUCACCUGCCAAUCUCACCUGCCAAUCUCACCAGCCAAUCUCACCUGCCAAUCUCACCUGCCAAUCUCACCUGCCAAUCUCACCUGCCAAUCUCACCUGCCAAUCUCACCUGCCAAUCUCACCUGCCAAUCUCACCUGCCAAUCUCACCUGCCAAUCUCACCUGCCAAUCUCACCUGCCAAUCUCACCUGCCAAUCUCACCUGCCAAUCUCACCUGCCAAUCUCACCAGCCAAUCUCACCUGCCAAUCUCACCUGCCAAUCUCACCUGCCAAUCUCACCAGCCAAUCUCACCUGCCAAUCUCACCUGCCAAUCUCACCUGCCAAUCUCACCUGCCAAUCUCACCUGCCAAUCUCACCUGCCAAUCUCACCAGCCAAUCUCACCUGCCAAUCUCACCUGCCAAUCUCACCUGCCAAUCUCACCAGCCAAUCUCACCUGCCAAUCUCACCUGCCAAUCUCACCUGCCAAUCUCACCUGCCAAUCUCACCUGCCAAUCUCACCUGCCAAUCUCACCUGCCAAUCUCACCUGCCAAUCUCACCUGCCAGUCACUGCAGCCAGCAGCAAGUGAUGCGAGGAGCAUGUUUUAGGUGCCUAAAAAAUCGUGAUAUCUGGUGCCAAGCCAAUCUCACCUGCCAAUCUCACCUGCCAAUCUCACCUGCCAAUCUCACCAGCCAAUCUCACCAGCCAAUCUCACCUGUCAAUCUCACCUGCCAAUCUCACCUGUCAAUCUCACCUGCCAAUCUCACCUGCCAAUCUCACCUGCCAAUCUCACCAGCCAAUCUCACCUGCCAAUCUCACCAGCCAAUCUCACCUGCCAAUCUCACCUGCCAAUCUCACCUGCCAAUCUCACCUGCCAAUCUCACCUGCCAAUCUCACCUGCCAAUCUCACCUGCCAAUCUCACCAGCCAAUCUCACCUGCCAAUCUCACCUGCCAAUCUCACCUGCCAAUCUCACCUGCCAAUCUCACCUGCCAAUCUCACCUGCCAAUCUCACCUGCCAAUCUCACCUGCCAAUCUCACCUGCCAAUCUCACCUGUCAAUCUCACCAGCCAAUCUCACCUGCCAAUCUCACCUGCCAAUCUCACCUGCCAAUCUCACCUGCCAAUCUCACCUGCCAAUCUCACCUGCCAAUCUCACCUGCCAAUCUCACCUGCCAAUCUCACCUGCCAAUCUCACCUGCCAAUCUCACCUGCCAAUCUCACCUGCCAAUCUCACCAGCCAAUCUCACCAGCCAAUCUCACCUGUCAAUCUCACCUGCCAAUCUCACCUGUCAAUCUCACCUGCCAAUCUCACCUGCCAAUCUCACCUGCCAAUCUCACCAGCCAAUCUCACCUGCCAAUCUCACCAGCCAAUCUCACCUGCCAAUCUCACCUGCCAAUCUCACCUGCCAAUCUCACCUGCCAAUCUCACCUGCCAAUCUCACCUGCCAAUCUCACCUGCCAAUCUCACCAGCCAAUCUCACCUGCCAAUCUCACCUGCCAAUCUCACCUGCCAAUCUCACCUGCCAAUCUCACCUGCCAAUCUCACCUGCCAAUCUCACCUGCCAAUCUCACCUGCCAAUCUCACCUGCCAAUCUCACCUGUCAAUCUCACCAGCCAAUCUCACCUGCCAAUCUCACCUGCCAAUCUCACCAGCCGAUCUCACCUGCCAAUCUCACCUGCCAAUCUCACCUGCCAAUCUCACCUGCCAAUCUCACCUGCCAAUCUCACCUGCCAAUCUCACCUGCCAAUCUCACCUGCCAAUCUCACCUGCCAAUCUCACCAGCCAAUCUCACCUGCCAAUCUCACCUGCCAAUCUCACCUGCCAAUCUCACCUGCCAAUCUCACCUGCCAAUCUCACCUGCCAAUCUCACCUGCCAAUCUCACCUGCCAAUCUCACCUGCCAAUCUCACCUGCCAAUCUCACCUGCCAAUCUCACCUGCCAAUCUCACCUGCCAAUCUCACCUGCCAAUCUCACCUGCCAAUCUCACCUGCCAAUCUCACCUGCCAAUCUCACCAGCCAAUCUCACCUGCCAAUCUCACCUGCCAAUCUCACCUGCCAAUCUCACCAGCCAAUCUCACCUGCCAAUCUCACCUGCCAAUCUCACCUGCCAAUCUCACCUGCCAAUCUCACCUGCCAAUCUCACCUGCCAAUCUCACCAGCCAAUCUCACCUGCCAAUCUCACCUGCCAAUCUCACCUGCCAAUCUCACCAGCCAAUCUCACCUGCCAAUCUCACCUGCCAAUCUCACCUGCCAAUCUCACCUGCCAAUCUCACCUGCCAAUCUCACCUGCCAAUCUCACCUGCCAAUCUCACCUGCCAAUCUCACCUGCCAGUCACUGCAGCCAGCAGCAAGUGAUGCGAGGAGCAUCCAAUCUCACCAGCCAAUCUCACCUGUCAAUCUCACCUGCCAAUCUCACCUGUCAAUCUCACCUGCCAAUCUCACCUGCCAAUCUCACCUGCCAAUCUCACCAGCCAAUCUCACCUGCCAAUCUCACCAGCCAAUCUCACCUGCCAAUCUCACCUGCCAAUCUCACCUGCCAAUCUCACCUGCCAAUCUCACCUGCCAAUCUCACCUGCCAAUCUCACCUGCCAAUCUCACCAGCCAAUCUCACCUGCCAAUCUCACCUGCCAAUCUCACCUGCCAAUCUCACCUGCCAAUCUCACCUGCCAAUCUCACCUGCCAAUCUCACCUGCCAAUCUCACCUGCCAAUCUCACCUGCCAAUCUCACCUGUCAAUCUCACCAGCCAAUCUCACCUGCCAAUCUCACCUGCCAAUCUCACCUGCCAAUCUCACCUGCCAAUCUCACCUGCCAAUCUCACCUGCCAAUCUCACCUGCCAAUCUCACCUGCCAAUCUCACCUGCCAAUCUCACCUGCCAAUCUCACCUGCCAAUCUCACCUGCCAAUCUCACCUGCCAAUCUCACCAGCCAAUCUCACCAGCCAAUCUCACCAGCCAAUCUCACCUGCCAAUCUCACCUGCCAAUCUCACCUGCCAAUCUCACCUGCCAAUCUCACCUGCCAAUCUCACCUGCCAAUCUCACCUGCCAAUCUCACCUGCCAAUCUCACCUGCCAAUCUCACCUGCCAAUCUCACCUGCCAAUCUCACCUGCCAAUCUCACCUGCCAAUCUCACCUGCCAAUCUCACCUGCCAAUCUCACCUGCCAAUCUCACCUGCCAAUCUCACCUGCCAAUCUCACCUGCCAAUCUCACCUGCCAAUCUCACCUGCCAAUCUCACCUGCCAAUCUCACCUGCCAAUCUCACCUGCCAAUCUCACCUGCCAAUCUCACCUGCCAAUCUCACCUGCCAAUCUCACCUGCCAAUCUCACCAGCCAAUCUCACCAGCCAAUCUCACCUGCCAAUCUCACCAGCCAAUCUCACCAGCCAAUCUCACCUGUCAAUCUCACCUGCCAAUCUCACCUGCCAAUCUCACCUGCCAAUCUCACCUGCCAAUCUCACCUGCCAAUCUCACCUGCCAAUCUCACCUGCCAAUCUCACCUGCCAAUCUCACCAGCCAAUCUCACCUGCCAAUCUCACCUGCCAAUCUCACCUGCCAAUCUCACCUGCCAAUCUCACCUGCCAAUCUCACCUGCCAAUCUCACCUGCCAAUCUCACCAGCCAAUCUCACCUGCCAAUCUCACCUGCCAAUCUCACCUGCCAAUCUCACCUGCCAAUCUCACCUGCCAAUUACACCUGCCAAUCUCACCUGCCAAUCUCACCUGCCAAUCUCACCUGCCAAUCUCACCAGCCAAUCUCACCUGCCAAUCUCACCUGCCAAUCUCACCUGCCAAUCUCACCAGCCAAUCUCACCUGCCAAUCUCACCUGCCAAUCUCACCUGCCAAUCUCACCUGCCAAUCUCACCUGCCAAUCUCACCUGCCAAUCUCACCAGCCAAUCUCACCUGCCAAUCUCACCUGCCAAUCUCACCUGCCAAUCUCACCAGCCAAUCUCACCUGCCAAUCUCACCUGCCAAUCUCACCUGCCAAUCUCACCUGCCAAUCUCACCUGCCAAUCUCACCUGCCAAUCUCACCUGCCAAUCUCACCAGCCAAUCUCACCUGCCAAUCUCACCAGCCAAUCUCGCCUGCCAAUCUCACCUGCCAAUCUCACCUGCCAAUCUCACCUGCCAAUCUCACCUGCCAAUCUCACCUGCCAAUCUCACCUGCCAAUCUCACCUGCCAAUCUCACCUGCCAAUCUCACCUGCCAAUCUCACCUGCCAAUCUCACCUGCCAAUCUCACCUGCCAAUCUCACCUGCCAAUCUCACCUGCCAAUCUCACCUGCCAAUCUCACCUGCCAAUCUCACCUGCCAAUCUCACCUGCCAAUCUCACCUGCCAAUCUCACCUGCCAAUCUCACCUGCCAAUCUCACCUGCCAAUCUCACCUGCCAAUCUCACCUGCCAAUCUCACCUGCCAAUCUCACCUGCCAAUCUCACCUGCCAAUCUCACCUGCCAAUCUCACCUGCCAAUCUCACCUGCCAAUCUCACCAGCCAAUCUCACCAGCCAAUCUCACCUGCCAAUCUCACCAGCCAAUCUCACCAGCCAAUCUCACCUGUCAAUCUCACCUGCCAAUCUCACCUGCCAAUCUCACCUGCCAAUCUCACCUGCCAAUCUCACCUGCCAGUCACUGCAGCCAGCAGCAAGUGAUGCGAGGAGCAUGUUUUAGGUGCCUAAAAAAUCGUGAUAUCUGGUGCCAAGCCAAUCUCACCUGCCAAUCUCACCUGCCAAUCUCACCUGCCAAUCUCACCAGCCAAUCUCACCAGCCAAUCUCACCUGUCAAUCUCACCUGCCAAUCUCACCUGUCAAUCUCACCUGCCAAUCUCACCUGCCAAUCUCACCUGCCAAUCUCACCAGCCAAUCUCACCUGCCAAUCUCACCAGCCAAUCUCACCUGCCAAUCUCACCUGCCAAUCUCACCUGCCAAUCUCACCUGCCAAUCUCACCUGCCAAUCUCACCUGCCAAUCUCACCUGCCAAUCUCACCAGCCAAUCUCACCUGCCAAUCUCACCUGCCAAUCUCACCUGCCAAUCUCACCUGCCAAUCUCACCUGCCAAUCUCACCUGCCAAUCUCACCUGCCAAUCUCACCUGCCAAUCUCACCUGCCAAUCUCACCUGUCAAUCUCACCAGCCAAUCUCACCUGCCAAUCUCACCUGCCAAUCUCACCUGCCAAUCUCACCUGCCAAUCUCACCUGCCAAUCUCACCUGCCAAUCUCACCUGCCAAUCUCACCUGCCAAUCUCACCUGCCAAUCUCACCUGCCAAUCUCACCUGCCAAUCUCACCUGCCAAUCUCACCUGCCAAUCUCACCAGCCAAUCUCACCUGCCAAUCUCACCUGCCAAUCUCACCUGCCAAUCUCACCUGCCAAUCUCACCUGCCAAUCUCACCUGCCAAUCUCACCUGCCAAUCUCACCUGCCAAUCUCACCUGCCAAUCUCACCUGCCAAUCUCACCUGCCAAUCUCACCUGCCAAUCUCACCUGCCAAUCUCACCUGCCAAUCUCACCUGCCAAUCUCACCUGCCAAUCUCACCUGCCAAUCUCACCUGCCAAUCUCACCUGCCAAUCUCACCUGCCAAUCUCACCUGCCAAUCUCACCUGCCAAUCUCACCUGCCAAUCUCACCUGCCAAUCUCACCUGCCAAUCUCACCUGCCAAUCUCACCUGCCAAUCUCACCUGCCAAUCUCACCUGCCAAUCUCACCUGCCAAUCUCACCUGCCAAUCUCACCUGCCAAUCUCACCUGCCAAUCUCACCUGCCAAUCUCACCUGCCAAUCUCACCAGCCAAUCUCACCUGCCAAUCUCACCUGCCAAUCUCACCUGCCAAUCUCACCUGCCAAUCUCACCUGCCAAUCUCACCUGCCAAUCUCACCAGCCAAUCUCACCUGCCAAUCUCACCUGCCAAUCUCACCUGCCAAUCUCACCAGCCAAUCUCACCUGCCAAUCUCACCUGCCAAUCUCACCUGCCAAUCUCACCUGCCAAUCUCACCUGCCAAUCUCACCUGCCAAUCUCACCUGCCAAUCUCACCUGCCAAUCUCACCUGCCAGUCACUGCAGCCAGCAGCAAGUGAUGCGAGGAGCAUGUUUUAG
Molecule: messenger RNA, 13377 nt
Organism: Closterium sp. Naga37s-1
Lineage: Eukaryota; Viridiplantae; Streptophyta; Zygnematophyceae; Desmidiales; Closteriaceae
Source: the annotation of a GenBank genome assembly